AUGUAUUUUCUCUUUGCUUGCUCUACACGACUGACAAACAAUGUCGCUGGCUCUCUUUUGUUUAACGGCCCCAGAUUGUCGACGCGUCGCGUCUUAGCCUUUCGCCGCCGCAGUACACCACGUACUCCACGUCGAGCAUUUGCUUCCGCUUUGCCUCCUCUCGCUGAAGAUGUUGAGCUACUGGCUGUUGGCGGAAGUGGCCAUAUUAAGCUCAAUAUACUUAGAUCGGCAACGAACGAUGUAGAGUCAACCUCAAACGCGAUCAUCUAUCUACCCCCGGGGCCAAUAUUCUCAGACAAUGCAAUUAAUGAAUCGACCAUGCCCAGCAGCCAAUCGGCCAAUAAUUAUGGAAAUGGGCCGAAUCCGCAGGAAUUACUUGCAAGAAUAACGGGCUCGACAAUCAUUACAAUAAACUACCGCCUAGGAUACGUGCCUGAGGAUCUACUCGACAACAACAAUAACAACAGUGAAACUCGCAUUCUUCGUCAAUACCCCACUCCAGUGCACGAUGCACUUGCUGGGUUCGAUUGGGUUUUGAACACAAUUCGCCCCGAACGACUGGGCGUCGUUGGAUCAAAUGUUGGCGGCUCGCUGGCUCUAAUGUUAGCAUUGACAGAAUUCCAAAACAUAAGGGCAGUCGCCGCGUACGAGCCGAUAUGUGACUGGACCGGCUUAGACGAAUACUGCACUGUGGAUCCAAAUGAUAUUGCAGAAGUUUCCAAGAAGGGAGACGCUGAGCAAGAUGUCGAGUUGGAACUUAUGCAGGCGCAAAUAGAGCAGAUCAAGCAAAGCUCGCGGCGCAAGAGGAAAAUUGCCCCGCCUGAUCUGGUGCCAUUGCUCAAGGCUAGAGAGCAGUUCUUUCAAUCGCCUUCCAAGUACUUUGACCCAUUCGCUUCUCCGAUGUUACUCCUCAGAUCGGCAGGAAAAGACGCGCCAAAUGCGUUUCCCAAGUAUCUCACCGGAUCCGAAUAUCCUACGCCGGUUUUACAAAAGCCAAUCAUUGACGAGGACUUGGUCGAUCUAUGGGAUACAUACGUACAACCAGACAUGGACGAGAAGCUGUCAUCGGCUGAAGCAACUGCAAACGACGAGCGGCCUACACGGCGCCGAAAGGCACUCUCGCGGUGGCCACCAUUUGGUCUGGAUUUUUCCACUGACGGUGUUCUUGAAGCCAAGUUGCCAUGGGUAAAAAUAUUUGCUCAUAUAGACGAAGAACAAGCACCUGCGCCUGCUCCCACCGUCGAAACAGACGAUGCUAAAACAGCCCCGGAAAGCGACGCAUCUUCGAGAAAGCGCCGGUCCAAGGCUAAGGACGCCUUAGGCGACUCCGUCUUGGCGAGUCAGGCAAAGGAAAUGGUGUCCGUCAUGCACCGCGCGUGUUUCUGGGGCCGUGAAAAAGGCUAUGGUGAGCAGGUAGUAACACUCAGUCUGCCUCGAACUAUUCCAGUCAACGACGAUGGCAGCAAGUCGAAUGAUCCACAAGCGGCUGCCAUCAAUGAAACUGGGUCCUGGUUCAACGAUGUGCUAUGCAGGGACCACGAUGUCACCGUAUCAUUCAAGCUUAAAUACCUUAAAAUGGCGUUCCCCACCGUCUCCGCAUUUGCGACACCCCGGGCCUUUCUCGGCAGUGCAUGCAGGGUUCUUCUCACCGCGCUCCUCGUGCAUCCUGGUCUAAGUGUCGCAACACCAGUGGGCAUGGGUUCCAACGUCAAGCUGAGCGGCGAUAAUGCGACAACAUCCGGCAACCCAAUCUUCCCUGGCUGGUAUGCCGAUCCCGACGCCCGUGUCUUUGAGGGUCAGUACUGGGUCUUCCCUUCGUUGUCGCUAGAUUACGAUCAGCAAACCUACUUCGACUGCUUCUCGUCCCCGGAUUUGAUCACCUGGACCAAGCACGAGCGCAUCCUUGACUUUGCGGAUAUCCCAUGGUCGACCAACAGCGCAGCGUGGGCACCGACCGUGACGUCCAAAGAUGGCACAUACUACAUGUAUUUCAGUGCCGGUGACGGCGCGGGUAUUGGUGUCGCGACGUCGACAAACGGUCCUGCUGGUCCUUACACCGACGCUCUUGGCAAACCGUUGAUCCCCGAUGUCGAGUUCGGCGGUGAACCCAUCGACCCGGAUGUUUUCAUUGAUGAUGACGGCUCUGCCUAUCUUCUCUGGGGCGGCUGGUCUCACGGAAUCGGUGCACAGUUGAAUGACGACAUGAUUUCGUUCAAGACUGAUUACCAGGAACUCACCCCACCAAACUAUGUCGAGGCACCUUGCAUGAUCAAACGAAAUGGAGUGUAUUAUUAUUUGUACAGUGUUGGAGGAUGGGGUGAUAACAGCUAUGGCGUGGAAUAUGUGACAUCCACUACUGGCCCUCUGGGACCUUUCACCAACACAUCCACCCACAUUCUCUCCCCCGACGACAACAUUGCCCAGGGAACUGGAAGCAACGGAGUCAUCAAUGUACCGGAUACCGACGAAUGGUACAUCGUCUACCACCGCCGGCCUCUCGGUGACGAUGCUGCCAAUGAUCGCAAUGUCUGCAUAGAUAGGAUGGUGUUUAACGAUGAUGGCUCUAUCAGCCCUGUUACCAUCACGACGGACGGUGUUCCUGCUCGGCCAUUGUCGUAA
Molecule: messenger RNA, 2619 nt
Organism: Talaromyces rugulosus
Lineage: Eukaryota; Fungi; Ascomycota; Eurotiomycetes; Eurotiales; Trichocomaceae
Exons: 4
Coding region: 1-2619 (872 amino acids)
Biological process (GO): carbohydrate metabolic process
Molecular function (GO): hydrolase activity, hydrolyzing O-glycosyl compounds
Source: RefSeq, a predicted model, not a curated record